Angiostrongylus costaricensis is the source of this 1332-nucleotide messenger RNA. NCBI's taxonomy places the organism in Eukaryota, Metazoa, Nematoda, Chromadorea, Rhabditida, Metastrongylidae. The record is from the annotation of a GenBank genome assembly.
UCUUUUCUUAAUUUAGUUCUAACUUAUCCCUACAUCUCUCAAAUGGAAGAGGAACGUAUACUGAGUUCCGCAAACGGUUCUGCAUCGUCAUAUGCUCAAAAUCUUGCUAAAGUGUUAUUUGCCAAUACCCUUGACCUCUAUUUUAAGGACCAAGAUCCUGGCAAGCGACAGUGGAUACAUAAAGCCGUCGAUUUCCGUUUUCCAUCUAAGGAUCGGAGUGCUCAGCUGAUGAAGUGGAAAAAUUGUUCAUCGGCUAUCAACAAGAAUAUGCGCAUGUCUGAGCGUGGUCCGGGUGAAAAGCCUAGGCAGAAAGAAAGUAAGCCUUAUUCUGACUUUAAUCAACGAUUUCAAAUUAGAGAAAGACAUUUAGUUGAUUGUAAGUACGUAUCUGCGGAAUAUGAAGAAGAGUGUUAUCAGAAAGCACAAAAGGAUCCAGUGAAAUAUGCGGAGUUCUUAUCUUUGAAACUUUUCGAAGGGUCAUGGGACAAGUACUUCAAAGAUCAGGAUGUUAAGUUGAAAGAUUGGUUACGUCAGUGUAUAGAUCGGAGGUUUCAUCUCAGUGAUAAGUCUAAACGUGACGCAAGAUGGAAGGUGUGUGCAGCAGCCUGUAACAGAAACAGAACGAAAAUCAUCGGUGAUGACGGGAAAGUUAAUGAGUAUCCCUACUUCCCCAAAGAAGAGGAGGAGGAAUGCUUCCGUGCAUCGAAUGGCGUGCCUCAUGUAUAUGCUGAAGCGAUGGCGAAGUUACUUUUCCCUGAUACUCUUCAUUUAUUCUUCAAGGAUCAAGAUGCUGGGAAGCGUAACUGGCUGCACGAUAUGUUGGACCAUCGAUUCCCAACAUCCGACAAAUUGCAUAGAGUUGCCAAAUGGAAGUCUUGUACAGUUGCGAUCAAUAAAAAUAUGAUCAUUAUAUUUCACAAUCUAAUUAUAAUCUUGAAUAUGAAUGUGAACAGUAUAGUGAAUAAUCUUAUAGGACCAAUUGAGUCAAAAGCUUCGUCGCCUGUUGAGAAAUCCUCGGAAAAAAAGGAUGUUACGGGUAAAUAUUACUUUUCAGCAGAGCCUUAUACUUCGUAUCCUUUCGUGUCCGAGGAGGAUGAAAUUGAGUGCUUUGAGUCAAGCAGGAAGGAUGUCGAGGUUUAUGCGAGAUCACUGGGUCGAUUGCUAUUCAAAGAUACUAUUAAGAUGCUGUACAAGGAUCAGGACGAAGAUCGCCGAGAAUGGUUAAAGGAUAUUCUGAACUUCCGUUUUCCAACAAGAACAGUGGCUGAAACGAAGAGUAAGAUGAGCUACGCAAUCUCUGCUAUAAACAGGAACGCAUUAUUAAACCGCUAA